Messenger RNA from Cylindrotheca closterium, 309 nucleotides. NCBI's taxonomy places the organism in Eukaryota, Bacillariophyta, Bacillariophyceae, Bacillariales, Bacillariaceae. The record is from the annotation of a GenBank genome assembly.
AUGACCUCCUGUGAUAGCAUCAAUCAAAUAGGCUCCAACGGCAUUCACUUGGCCAGGAAUUACUUUCUGAGGCCUUCGUCUUCCUCAAGACUGCAGCCACCAUCGGGUAUCUUUCAUGAUGAUGGUGGUGAAGUUGGAUCAGGAGAUAUCAACCGCAGCCGCCUUUCAUCCCCUCGAAACAACACCGAGCACCUUGUGGAAAUCUUGGAUGAAGUCCUGGAUAUAUUAAAGGAAGACUUCGAUACGAUUCAAAGGCUUGGUGCCAAGAGUAAGAAAUCAAGAGACGUUGGUUAUCAACGAAAACAGUGA